This is a messenger RNA of Sciurus carolinensis (gray squirrel), 2425 nucleotides long. It is a transcript of the gene Atrip, whose product is annotated as ATR interacting protein. The record is from RefSeq and is a predicted model, not a curated record. Gene Ontology annotation, biological process: DNA damage checkpoint signaling; DNA repair. NCBI's taxonomy places the organism in Eukaryota, Metazoa, Chordata, Mammalia, Rodentia, Sciuridae.
GAGAGCGGCGGCGCGCGGGCGGUUGGUCCUGCUAAGUCUUCAUUCCCACCGUGUUGGGAUCAGUGUCCUCGGACGCUUGGGGCCCACGGGAGACAUGGCUGGGACACCCGGGCCGGGCAGCAAGAGGCGGAGCGGGCCCCUGGCGCCUCGCCCUGGCCCGCCGCCCGGCACAGGGCACCCCCCCAGCAAACGAGCCCGGGGCUUCCCGGUGGCCGCCUCCCCGGACCCCGAAGACCCAUUCGGCGCGCAGGGGGAAUUCACCGCCGAUGACCUGGAGGAGCUCGACAUCCUCGCGUCACAGGCCCUGAGCCAAUGCCCGGCCGCCGUUCUGGAAGUAUCCAGUGUUCAUAAGGUCCGUAGAUUAGAUGGAAUGUCAAAAAAUCCCUCAGGGAAAAACAGAGAAAGUGCUCCAGUUAAAGAUAAUUUUGAAUUAGAAGUUCUUCAGACACAAUACAAAGAACUUAAAGAAAAGCUGAAGGUAAUGGAAGAAGAAGUCCUCGUUAAAAACGGGGAAAUUAAAAUUUUGCGCGACUCACUGCAUCAAACAGAAUCUGUUCUAGAAGAACAGAGAAGAUCACAUUUCCUUCUUGAGCAAGAGAAAAUCCAAGCACUCAGUGACAAAGAAAAGGAGUUCUCCAAAAAGCUCCAAUCAUUGCAGUCUGAACUCCAGUUUAAAGAUGCAGAAAUGAAUGAAUUAAGGACAAAGCUUCAGAGCAGUGAAAGAGCAAAUAAACUGUCUGCUCCUUCUGUUUCCCAUGGCAGUCCUAGGAAAAGCCCUUCUGUGGUUAUAAAGCCAGAAGCAUGUUCUCCACAUUUUGGAAAAACAUCUUUCCCUACAAAGGAGUCUUUUAAUGCUAACAUGUCCCUUCCCCACCCCUGCCAGACAGAGCCAGGAUACACUCUUGUGGGCAGAGAGGGCUCCAUUUUGAUAAAUCUGCUCCUGAGGCAGCCUUUGAUCCCAGGAUCAUCCCUAGGUCUUUGUCACCUUCUAAGCAGUUGUUCUGAGACUCCUACUGGCACCCUCUCACAGCCAUCAGGGUUUGGCAGUACCUUGACUGGGAUUUCAGGCCUCAGGGGUACAAGUUCUCGCAGUGGAUUGUUUUGCCCUUUGGCCCUGAGAGAAGCACAGAACCUGGCAUUCACAGGACUGAAUCUGGUUGCCAGGAAUGAAGGCUUAUGUGAUGGAGACACAGAGGGAGAUAAAAGGGCCUUCCCACUCUGCCAGCCUGGAGCGGUGCACCUUCUCCCCCUUGUACAGUUCUUCAUUGACUUGCACUGCCAGGCUCUGCAGGAUUUGGCAGCUGCUAAGAGGAGUGGAGCACCUGGGGACUCUCCGACACAUACCUCCUGCUUGAGCUCUGGGGUAGAGGCCAGCACUGAUGACUCAGUUAGCAACUUGGAAGGUUUCUCUGCAGCUUCACUUAGCAUUCUUCAGCACCUGGUGUGCCACAGCAGAGCAGUUGUCUGCCUCUUACUAUCAGGAGUGGGGAUAGAUUCUGCUGCUGGGGAAGGAAAUGAGAGCCUGGUUCACAGACAGAGUUGUGGAGAUACAAUCUCAGUCCCACAAGGAGCUGCCGAUGACCAAGGACUGCAUCCACUAUUGAAGAAGCUGCUUCAGCUAUUGGCUUUCUCUUCUGCAGCAACAGGUCACUUUCACGUCAGUGUGCUGAGCCAGUGCCUCAAGGUUUUGGUGAAAUUAGCUGAAAACGCUUCCUCUGAUUUGUUGCCCAGGUUCCAGUGUGUGUUGCCAGUGCUGCCACAGUGCCUCAGCCCAGAGACACCCCUGCCUUGUGUGCUACUGGCUGUUGAGCUGCUCUCCCUCCUAGUGGACCAUGAUAGCCUUGCACCUCAGCUCUGUUCCCACUCUGAAGGCUGCCUCCUCCUGCUGCUGUACAUGUACAUCACAUCAAGGCCUGACAAAGUGGCCUCAGAGACACAAUGGCUUCAGCUGGAACAAGAGGCAGUAUGGCUCCUGGCCAAACUGGGGUAUAGCCCUUCCCCUCCAGUCACUGGCUCUGACUGUCAAUGCAGUAUAGAGGUGGUUAGAGUUCUCACAGUGAUGCUGCACAGACAGUGGCUGACCGUGCGAAGGGCAGGGGGGCUCCCAAAGACUGACCAGCAGAAGCGCACCAUACGGUGUCUACGGGACACAGUGUUGCUCCUGCACAGUCUGUCCCAGAAGGACAAGCUCUUUACUGUGCACUGUGUGGAGGUCCUGCAUCAGUAUGACCAGGUGAUGCCAGGGGUCAGCAUGCUUAUUCGAGGGCUUCCUGAUGUGACCGACUGUGAAGGAGGCAGCCCGGAUGACCUCUGUGCCGCGGAGACAGACAUGGAGGACCCUGAAAUGGACUGUGCUGAGGCCCUUCCCCUGAGCAUCCUCCGCAAGGGGGCCCAGCACUGCUGCUAUCGUCCCAUCAUCCUCUGA